CGCCGGCGACUAGAGGGGACGAUAUUAAACAUUUUGUAGCCGCUGUUAUUCGGCUCCGGCGGGCGGAAUACACAGCAUCUCAGGUUGCUGCUGCAGAGAGAGAAGGAGGAGGAGGAGGAGGAGAAGGAGGAGGCAUUUACAGUAGUUUCUGUAGGCCUGUGUCAAAAACAAAAAGAGAAGAGAGGCUGGAGGCGCACACAGCCUGGGACAGGUACGACUUCAGGGCUUAAGAUUGCAGCCUGGACCAAACAACAACGUCUCAACGACAUUUAUGAAGCUUUCAAGGCCUUUUGAUUGAUCAGCCAAUCGAUGGGGAUUUUCAGAGGAGCUCCACCCACCGUCGCCGCCUGCCCACCUCCUCCUUCCCCCUCCCCCCGCACCCUCACCCACUCCAUCAUCCAGCCUUCCAUCCAGCCCUCCAUACACAAAAUGACUCUGGAACUCACUGAAUGGUCUUCUAUAUGGAUUUUUACUGCUUGUAAUAGACAGUAAAAAAAAGAGGGAGACACCUCAAUGACAAAAAAGCCAUAAACACACACACCACAUACACACACAUACACACACUAACACACCACUUUCACACACAAACAGGCAUGUAAACACUGACAUACCAACAUACCAAAUAAAGCUGACAUAGUUUUCCAGGCAAAAUCUCACACACCUGACAAACACACACAAAGAAGCAAAACGCACAAACUCGCUUUUGGAAUGUACCGCACACUCUUCCUGUGAAAAUUCAACUGCUUCCUUUAUUUUUGGGAUUUUCUACAAGCAUUUGGAAAGCUGAUUUUGUUCUUUUUUUCCCACUCUGUUGGAGGGGAACAAGGCGACAAGAAGAGGAUUAAAAACGUGUUGAAUUUGAAGCUGCAGUGUUUUUGGACAACUUGUUUAGUGGACUGGCUUUUUUGUUUUGUUUUCUCUAGCGGAUCUUGAAAUUGAGAUUUAUGAUAGAUCUAUAGAUAAUAGAUGAGUAUUUCUUCAUUUAUUUAGUGUCCACAGGCUUUUUAAUUUUAGCAGGACCCAGUUUUAGAUUAAAUUUUAUUACCUCGCGUACUGGGACACUAUCUGUUACAGUCUAUUUGUUUUUAUUCUAUUGGUAUUAGCACGCCAUCACUUCUUGAACACCUUUAACAGGUAAUUAUUCUUUUAAAACAUUAAUAGUUGUAACCACAACAUAACUAGCAAGUUACAACUACAACAGUUUGUAGCUUGUGAGGAUUGUAAUUAAGUUACUUCUAGGAAGUCAUUACUAGUUUUUAAAGUAACUACAAGUAACUUGAUACAAGUAGUUUGUGGAAGCAGGGAGGUGGUAUUGUUUUUUCUUGGUUAGCUACAGCUAAUUGUUCUAAGAUUUGUCAGGGUGUUAGAAGGGGUGCGCUUUUUUUUUUGUCGCGUGCAUGCCCUCCACCAUGCCUCCCCAGAACACAGAGGCUGACGCGAUGCAGGUCGGAUCUCUGGCGGGCGGGGUUAACAACAAAAACUCCACGGCAUCAGGCUCGGAUGAGGAGAAAGGAGGAGCAGGAGGCGAGACGGAUGGAUUGGGAGGAGGCGGCGGAGGAGGAGGUGGCGGAGGAGGAAGAGGUCGGGGUGGGGAGGAGUCAGCGAGCGAAGGAUCGAUAGAAGGCAUUUCUGUGAAGAGAUGGGUCAUGCACGGGGCUGUGAUGUUCGGCCGGGAGUUCUGCUACGCCAUGGAGACGGCGUUGGUGACGCCCGUGCUGCUGCAGAUAGGUCUUCCAGAGCAGUACUACAGUCUGACGUGGUUCCUCAGUCCGGUCCUCGGCCUCAUGUUUACUCCUCUGAUCGGCUCGGCCAGCGACCGCUGCACUCUGCGAUGGGGCAGGAGGAGACCGUUCAUCCUGGCUCUGUGUAUAGGAACACUGAUCGGAGUGGCUCUGUUUCUGAAUGGAUCAUUGAUAGGUCUGUCGCUAGGUGACGAGCAGGGGAGACAACCGAUAGGCAUCGUUCUCACCGUGCUGGGAGUCGUGGUGUUGGACUUCUGUGCAGACGCCACGGAGGGACCAAUCAGAGCGUACUUGCUAGACGUGGCAGACACAGAGGAACAAGACAUGGCACUCAACAUCCAUGCCGCCUCAGCAGGUCUUGGCGGUGCAGUUGGCUACGCUCUCGGAGGUUUAGACUGGACACACACCUUCCUCGGAUUAGCCUUCAAGUCUCAGGAGCAGAUCCUGUUCUUCUUCGCCGCCAUCCUCUUCUCCGUCUCUGUGGUGUUGCAUCUCUUCAGCAUCGAGGAACAGCAGUACUCGCCCCAACAUGACAGGCUGGAUCAGGAGAGUCCAGAUCCCACCAACCCACACCCGUCAGCCAAUGGCAGGACUGGACUUCUCGCUCCCAAGUUGGAAAUGAUCGGAGAGGAUGAAACGAUGGACAGUUACGACCUCUACGACCCCUAUGGAGAUGACCAGUCAGAGCGUGGAGAUAUGGACAUGGACUUUCUAGAGGUGGAGCUUGUGAGAAGUAAAAGCGACAGCGUUCUCGCCAUGGCAGACGGCACUCUCGACCACCUGGACCACGAUGCAUUGUUCUUGUGCCACAUAGAACCGUCCAUCUUCGCUGACCGCCUUUCACCCUACCACGGCUCGCCGCCUACAACCUCUAUGUUCUUCAACCCCAGUCACAGCACUCCCCCUCCCCGGCUCGCCAGCAUCAGACGCAGCAGCAGCACAGGAAGCCAGGACUUGCUCCGCCCACAAAACAGCAACAACCAAACACACUCUACCACGCCCAGGAUCUCUCGCCUCUCUGCUUUCUUACAAGAAAUGGAAAAUGAUGAUGGACAGGAGGCGCUGCUCAACAACCAACUCAACGAACAGCGGACUCUGAAUGGGCGGCUGUUAGCCAGUGUAACUAAUCCUGAUAGAGGUACCACUAACAGACUGAGCUCUAAAGGACAGGCCCAUCGCGCUGGUAUGGUCAAAGCUGCCAGCACUGGAGCUCCCAUGAGGCAGUCACGUCACCGUCACACCUUCUACCGCCAGCCGUCCUGCACUUUUUCCUACUACGGUAGAGUAGGGAGCCACCGUUACCGUUACCGCCGGGCCAACGCCGCUUUUCUCAUCAAGCCGUCUCGCAGCAUGAACGACCUGUACGAAGUGGAGGCCAGACACAGGAGGAGGAACAAACAGAGAAACAGACACAGGAGCGGAAACACUAACUCUUCCAGCGGAGAUACAGAGAGCGAAGAGGGCGAGGUUGAGACCACUGUGCGGCUGCUAUGGCUGUCCAUGCUGAAGAUGCCUCCAGAACUGCUGCGACUCUGCGCCUGCCACCUGCUCACCUGGUUCUCCAUCAUCGCUGAGGCCGUCUUUUUCACUGACUUCAUGGGACAAGUCAUCUACAAUGGAGAUCCUACCGCUCCUGUUAACUCUACUUUGCUGGAUGAUUAUCACAGAGGAGUUCAGAUGGGAUGUUGGGGACUGGUUAUAUAUGCCAUGACUGCUGCUACAUGCUCAGCUGUUCUUCAGAAGUAUCUUGACAACUUUGACCUGAGCAUUAAGGUCAUCUACAUCCUGGGGACACUUGGAUUCUCCAUAGGAACUGCCAUCAUGGCAAUCUUCCCGAACGUGUAUGUCGCCAUGGUGAUGAUCAGUAGCAUGGGCAUCAUCUCCAUGAGUAUCUCCUACUGUCCUUAUGCUCUGCUAGGACAGUAUCACGAAAUGAAAGAGUACAUCCAGCACAGUCCUGGUAACUCCCGGAGAGGCUUUGGCAUUGACUGUGCGAUCUUAUCUUGCCAGGUGUACAUCAGUCAGAUCUUGGUGGCCUCAGCUCUGGGUGCAGUGGUGGAAGCCGUCGGCAGUGUCCGUGUCAUUCCCCUGGUGGCCUCUGGGGGCUCCCUCCUUGGAUUCUUCACUGCCUGUUUUUUGGUCAUUUACCCAUCUCCAAACAACGGGGAAGGGGAGUCAGCCAAAGCUUCGGAGAAACGGGCCUUGACGACGCUGGAAAAUCCCCGUGGCAAUGAAGCAGCUGUAACUGUAGUGAUAGAGAAACCCAGCUUCCUGAAACUCAACAAGGAGGGCAAGGCCACCACCACUACCACUUCUUGUCACACGGCGAAUGAGUCUGCUCUGUGAUUGGCUGGCUAAAUUGACAGACAUGAGGCUGAAGACACAGAAUUCACUUGUAUCAUCAAUGCUGUUGGAAAAGACUUAAGGUGUCACCACCGUCCUCACAUGUGCUGGAGUUUACAGACAAAGAAGAGAGAGGAGGGCGGCUGGUGCACUCUUGGUGUCUGUUCUUGCUUUUUCUGAUUCGUUGUGUCUUUGCUGCAGAAAACAAAUCAAUCUGACGUGGGGACCAGUGACAUACCAGACCGACUUACCCUACAAAAAAAUCAUUCUGGUCCCAGUGCUGUUUCAGCUGUUACCGAAAUUCCUUCCACUUAACCCUCACGGACAUUUGACUGAUCCGUCAGGGUCGUCCAGAAGUGAGAAAUUCACAAGUCUUGGUUUUAAAGAGAGGUUGUCUCUGUCUCUCAGGGCCUCUAGGAGGUGCUACUGAGCAGCCGCCUGGACAGGAAACUUCAGGGGAUUCACAUACAUACAUAAAAACCCUCACGCACACACACACCUCCUCAUCUGGAUCGAAUGAAAUCCUGAAUAAUGAACGCUGUUGAUGAACUUUAGUCCUCGAAGCUGCAAUCAUUUAAAAAAAUGCUGAAAAUCGUUCUUCCUCGCCGUGGAAUCGGCUUGAUCGAAUCUUUGCUCUGUGAUGUGGACACUGAUCAACAAGAGCGUGUGUGUGCAUCUGCUGACUUUGCGUCUCCAGUGGAGGCAGUGUCCACCAAAAUACACCUAACACAUUGGGCUUUGUGGGACUUUUACAGCACAGCAGUACUGCGUCAGUAGCUUUAAGACUUUUGGAAGUGGCAUUUCUGAAACUAAGAGCCCGAAGCCUGGUUCCUGGGGGAAUUUAUUGAUCUUGAGCCCCUGAAUUGAUUGCAGGUGUCUUGUCUUUGCCCUCCGCCACAUGGCAGAAGUGCUAAAAUCUUUAAUUUAGCUUUCACUCCAGGGCAAAGAUGACAAUAUUAUAUAAUAGGCUGUGCUCAAAAGUAUAGAGCGUGAGUGUGAACUUGGCUGUAUAUUGAGAGUUAAAAACAGAGUAAAACAGUACAGAUGUUUAUCGAGUGAAAUUCCAGGAAAGUAAAGAUGCAAUAUGUGCAGCAUACAGGGCAUUACAAUCCAAAAUACUAUUUUCAUGAUUUAUUGAGGACCCAGAGAAAAUUAUGAUGGUGAUGCUUCUGUUUGUUUUGAAUGAUCAGACUAACCUACAUGCUGCAUGUUAGAGGAGCGGAGAAGAGACAAACCAAACAGCAGAGGAGAAGGGAAGAGAGAUGUGGAGUCCUUUCUCUCUCCUUUUUUUAUUUUGCCUGAUUAUUUUUCUAGAAAAUGCUGUAAACACCACAUUUGUCAGUAACUGCACAUUAGCUGAGCCAUUGUCGAAAAACAGUGCUGCAGCGUUCAGAUAGAAAAGUGUUGUUUGUUUAAAAUCCUCUCUCAGAUUUUUGAGCUGUUGGAUUAGGUUUCCAGAUGGACGGAGCUUCCUGACACUCUUCUGUUCCAGUUGAUCCAGUGGCUGAAGUAGUAAUGUCCAAUGUCUGGAAUGGGACACAAGCAUAUUAGAACGGAACCUGGUUAAUUUGAAGGAAAAGAAUUUAGGAAACUUCAGGUUUCUGUGAUAGAAAAAAGAAAGAAGAAAGAAAAACAAAAUAAAUCCCUCUUGCGUUCAGGGUUAGGCUUGUUGUUCAAGCCUCAAUAGAGGAUUGUGGUCCUGUUUUAGGUGCGUCGGUUCCAAUUUAAAGGGCCAAAUAUAAUCAGUAGAAAGAAGCUAGCUGCUAAUUACUUCUGUAAGUGGUAUGGUAAAUUGAUAUUUAACAGAGGAGAGAGGGGUUAGGAGCAAGAUUAGGGGAGGACUGGAGAAAUAUUUUUGCUUAAAAAAAUAGGUUGACAUUUUAUGAGAUGUUCUUAUUCGCUUUGUUGUUGAGAGUUUGAUGAUAAGAUUGAUAUCACUAAAUAUGAAUCUAUAGUCAGCAGCUGGUUAGCUUGCUCUGUCCAGUUGUAACAAAGUUUGCCUAUUUUGUUUUUGUGGGCAUAAAAUCCACAAAAUAUAAUUAUGUGUUAAGCUAGUUAGCUGUUUCCCUUUAUUUCCAGUCUUUAUGCUAAGUAAAGUCAGCUGCUGGUUUUAGCUACACAUUCAUUGUAGACAAUAAAGCUUUUUUCAUCCAGCUCUGGUCAAGAAAACCAAUAAGCUCAUUUCCCAAAAUGUUAAACUAUUGCUUUAAGUGUUCAAACUUAAGCAAGAUUUGAAUUGUCACAAAUUUGGAAAUUUAUGUCUUAACUUAGGGUUGAUUCACAAUAAGACAAUUGAGGCAGAUUUUCAAUUUUUUGAGUCCCUGCAGACCCAGAAACCCAAUUAUUAAGUGAAACUGCCAGUUUUGAGAGUCACAACUUAAUGGUUAACUUUGCCUCCAGAAAAUUUGCAAAAUUUACACCAAGAACAAAUCACUAAAUUUGCCCUUAAUGAGAAAAUAUUAUUUGAUGACCCCAAUACCUUCAGUUAGUUUCACUGAAGAUGGCUCUGAUCCAUUUUACGUCCCUAACUCCAAUUUAACAACACAGUGUAAUUGCUUUUGCAAAAUGGCUGCAUCUGCUGUUUGCUGAGGGCAAGCAGCGGCGGCAACGUGAUGCUGGAUGAGGAAGUUAAACUGCUGAGUUUAGCUUUACUUUGACCCUGCCUACAUCCAUACACAAUGGUGCGACUAACAGGCUAAUCACACAAAUAUCAGAUUUAAAACACAGAUUGGAUAAAUGCAAGUUGUGUAAAGCUGAUCUCUUAAUAGCGCUUACUGAUAUUGAGUGUAGACCAUGAAGGUUAAAUAAUCUUAAUCUUUGGAAUGUUUCCUUAGCCGAUGAUGCUGGACCUGUAAAAACAAACUUGAAGUUAGAAAGGCAAAAUGAAAUUUAUUGUUGUUUUCUGACAAAUCAGAUCGUUUUUUUGCAAUAACGGCCUCUGUUAAUCCCUGGCAGGGGGUGGGGGGGGCAUUGUGUGAGUUUUGAGCGGACGGAGCAGGGUUGUUUGUUCCAGGUGUUUUUCCUGUGUCUGUCAAGGCGAACAGUCGUGGAUUUGGGUCAGUUUUCCUCUCAGCUUAAUCAGCUGAAACAUGCAAUCAAAAUGUAAAUUGCAGUGGGUUCAUUUACUAAUGAGAGAACAUUUUAUUUGAGCGUGUAUUAAAGAAUAUAGUGCAGAAGCUUAUUUUAAUUUUGUGGGUUUUUAGAAGAGAAUUUACUCACUGAUGAUGUGGUUGUUGUUUUUUCCACUUGGGUGGGCGUUGUUGCAGAGUUUAACCCUGUUUUUAACAAAUUAGAUUCCUUCCAUAAUUUCAGGUACAUUCAGCCAGUCCCAGAGCAGAGUAGAGAAGACAAGGAGUGUUUUGCUUCCUGGUUUGACCCUGCUCUGGCUAUGGUGCUGGGACAAAAAAACAUAAAGCAGGGAUGGGACUAUGACAAAAGACGAGGAGGUACAGGUGCCAGAGUUUUGCAUGGCUUCUGUAACCACUAGGGCAAUCAAAUAUUCUGGAUAAAAAUGGACACACAACUUCAGUUUAAGGACGAACAUGAAGAUUUAAAAAAAAAAAAAAAAAAAAAAAAAAAAAAACCAACAACUUUGGGUUUGGGAGGUUUGCAUGCGACAACAGCGAUAAUGCAUGUGUGGAACACCAAAGUAUGACUCUGUACAAAUCACUCAAGCUGUUUUCUUUAUUGUCCUAAUAGGUCAGGGAUGUAUUUUCUAAUGCAUGGCUGGACGUUUGUGUCUUUUUGUUUGAACUUAAAUGUGUUUAAAAAAACAAAAAACAAACAAAACCAACAUGUACUCUUUAAGCUGAAGCAUUGUGCUCGGUCUGGGUCAGUACACUCUUAACAAGCAUGUGACUUUUUACAUUUUUGCACAUUUAUGAGCAAAGUUUCAGACAGCACUCACCUUGUCGCUUUUCAACACAAUAUAUUUGCGGAUGGAAGGUGUUGAAAUGUGUAAAAAAGACGAGAUGUUUGUCGUCCCGAGCAACACUCCUUGUUAAAAGUGUAGGCGAGAAACUCCAAGCCGUGAAUACUUGAAGUGCAACUUGAGUGUUUCUGUUCCAAUGCAGUGGAAAGUCUUUGAUUUCUUUGGAUGGGAGGGGAUUGUUCUUAAUGUCCCAAGCCUUUUUACUGUUGACUCCGGAAUGUUCAGACAGCAUGGCCUCUUGCUCAGCCUGCUGGGAAAUUGAGUUCUUACCUUUGAUUCCAUCUGGUGACUUAAAUGUUAAGAAAAAAGUCAAUGAAUGUGAGUUGAUUUCAGCCGAAAUCAUUUUUGUUUUGAUGUUUGACAAGCCAGGGGUGUCUGACAUGCACAGAACUUGCACAUAAGUAAAAAAAAAAAAAAAAAAAAAAA
Molecule: messenger RNA, 8442 nt
Organism: Toxotes jaculatrix (banded archerfish)
Lineage: Eukaryota; Metazoa; Chordata; Actinopteri; Toxotidae
Product: solute carrier family 45 member 4
Exons: 16
Coding region: 1398-4088 (896 amino acids)
Biological process (GO): transmembrane transport
Cellular component (GO): membrane
Molecular function (GO): sucrose:proton symporter activity
Source: RefSeq, a predicted model, not a curated record